This is a messenger RNA of Caenorhabditis auriculariae, 1098 nucleotides long. Lineage: Eukaryota; Metazoa; Nematoda; Chromadorea; Rhabditida; Rhabditidae. The record is from the annotation of a GenBank genome assembly.
AUGUCGGCUGCAAGACGCAGAGCCUCUCUUGACCGUAUCUCGUGUCUUUUGGACGUCGAGCUGAAGAGGAUUUACGCCAGAGGCACUGCUGACGUCAUGGUUGCCAAUUGUCGCCAACUGGUGUGUUCUGUUUUUUUAACUUCAUACCGUCAGGACGUAAGGGGUGAAAAUUGUGAAAACUUCAGAAUUCAUUGGAGUUUAUCGAGUAUCUCUAUUACAAGAUAAACGAUGCAAUCAACAGUGUGGACGGCGGUCAACACCGCGGCUUCCACCGAUUGGCGCGCUUUCAGCACAAGCUCAAAGAUAAAUCUGUUGGUUUUCCACAUUUUCCAUUGACGGAAAGAGAAUCUCAGGGCCUUCCGAUGACGAUCCUGACGUUGCCGCUCACAGGAGAGGACAAUUCCUUGCCUCCACCUUCCGCCUCGCAGUCCAGCCACUACGCAGCUUCCUCCCGCGGCAGCGACGAGUACGAAGAUUACGACAAGGUCAAAUUUUAUCAAAUCGCUUCAUUUCAAACAAAAUGAAUGGUAAGAAUCAUAAAAAAAGUUUUAUUUGGUCACCAGAUUAUAAAUGGAAAGUUUUUCCUUACAAGGGGUGUCAUAUUACUCUGUACUUCAGAAAUUCUUGAAACGAAUUCGAUCAUUUGUUUAAAAACUUCAUCAAGUAAAUAAGAAAGCCAAUUUCACAGAAAUAUCUGCAAUCCCUAGUGAAAUAGGGUCAAGGAUUCUUGUUCCAGAUAUCUGACGAAGGCUUCUACAGCUCGCCGUCACGUCAGACUACAGUAAUCGACGAUUCUGCUAGCCAGACUUUGUGCCGCGUGUUGUACGACUUUGAUCCUAAGCACGAAGAUGAGAUUCCAGUGAGUUCUUGAGAGACUUCCAGCUGGAAACACUCCGAGAAUCGCAGAUCCGAGCAGGACAGUGCGUCUUGGUCGAAGACCGUAUUGGGGACGAUUGGCUUGUCGGCCACGUCAUCUCCGAUCCGAACUUUUCUGAAUCGCAAGUCGUUCCCGGUUCCACGCCGGCCACCGGCCGGUUCCCCACUACCUACGUUGCGUUUUUGACGUUUUUGCGACUGAAAAACAUUUGGGACGACUAA